This is a messenger RNA of Ochotona curzoniae (black-lipped pika), 1218 nucleotides long. RefSeq names its product signal transducing adaptor family member 2 (gene STAP2). The coding region runs from base 1 to 1218 and encodes 405 amino acids. Gene Ontology annotation, molecular function: signaling adaptor activity. Lineage: Eukaryota; Metazoa; Chordata; Mammalia; Lagomorpha; Ochotonidae. The transcript has 13 exons. The record is from RefSeq and is a predicted model, not a curated record.
AUGGCCUGGGCCACCAGCCGCCCCCGGGGCGCCAGGGCCAAGGGCGUCAUGCCUUCACACUACCACGAGAGCUUUCUGGAGAAGCAAGAGUCCAGCAGCCAGGAGUACAGGAAGUUCUGGGCAGGCCUCCUGGGCUGUGACAUCUUCUUCUAUCCCAGUAACAGGGACUUCCAGCCCGUGGAGAAGCUGGACCUUCGAAGGUUCGUGAAGUUCACAGAUGCGAGACCUCCAGGUGAGCAUGCCACCUGCUUCAGCCUGGUCCUCCACAACCAGGAGGUCAAGUUCAAGGCAGAGAGCGUCGAGUCCCGAGAAGUGUGGAAAGGAUUCAUUCUCACCGUGGUGGAGCUCCGCGUCCCGUCCGCCCUGACGCUGCUGCCCGGGCACCUGCACAUGAUGGCUGCCGUCCUGGCCCAGGAGGAGGCGCGCCGCGCGCUCCAGGUGCCCUCGUGCUUCCUCCAGGUGAGCCGGCUGGAGGCGCAGUUGCUGCUGGAGCGACACCCGGAGUGCGGGAACCUGCUGCUGCGGCCGGGCGGGGCGGGCGGCGUGUCGGUCAGCACGCGGCAGAAGCUGGGGGGGACGCCAGUGGUCAAACACUUCAAGGUGAAGCGCCAGGGCCCCCAGUACAUCAUCGACAUGGAGGAGCCGUUCUCCUGCACCUCACUGGAUGCCGUGGUCAACUACUUCGUGUCACGCACCAACAGGACCCUGGUGCCCUUUCUGCUGGACGAGAGCUACGAGAAGGUGCUAGGCUACAUGGAAGCCGAUAAAGAAAAUGGGGAGAGAGUGUGGGUGGCGUCUGGGGCCCCGGGGUCAGGUCCUUCACAGCCUGCGGGCGGGCCCAAGAAACCACCUCCUCCAUCGAUCCCUGUGCCCAGCAGGGCCAAGCCGCCCUUGCCUCUGCCCCCACGGCCCAGCCAGGAGGACCACUACCUCACACUCACAGAUGAGACCCCAGCCGCGGACUACGUCAACCAGCAAGUGUCUGCCUCCACCCACCCAGCGCUCCCGAAGCCCCAGCAGCGGGGGGAGAGGCCAGGCCAGCCCCCAAAGCCACCCACUGCGCCCAAGCCAGUCCUGCACGGUGGUGGACUGGCCAGGAAGGCGGCAGCCUGGUCAGUCCCGACGGCCAGCCUGGUCCCCGCCUCCAUCACAGGGCUGGGAUACGUGACCGCCGAGCUGGAAGAGAAGCUGAGAAAGCGGCGGGCGCUGGAGAACUGA